Acanthocheilonema viteae is the source of this 693-nucleotide messenger RNA. The record is from the annotation of a GenBank genome assembly. Lineage: Eukaryota; Metazoa; Nematoda; Chromadorea; Rhabditida; Onchocercidae.
AUGAGCGGUAGCUGUGAAAUUUCACUUUUUAACAAUGCUGUUUCAGCCUUUCUUUCAGUGAUCGGUACAUUUCUGUUGUUAGUUCGAUUUGGUUGUGUAUUCAAAUCAAGCGGUGCACGUAUCAAUAAAACGCCGAGACUUGAUCAAGCUAAAGUUGAGGAAGAUAUAAGCGAAAACUUAAUUAAAUUGGUGGAACCAACACAAAAUAGUGACAGAAAUUUAACCAGCAAAGAAAAAGCGUUUUCGAAAACGAAGCAAAAAGUAGCAAGUGAUAAGAAGAAAGAUAAAAAGGAAAAAUUGUAUUCGAAUGAGAGGAAUGAGCAUCAAAUUUUAAUCCAGAAAAUACCGGAUGUGGGACAACAUAAGACGCAGUCAACACAACAGGAUGACUUCAAGGAUUCAAAAACAAUUGCUCAAAUACAUUCCGGUGAGCAAUAUCGAAAACGCAAAAGUGUUAUGGAUAAGCGUUGUAAAAGUAACAAUUUGGAAGUAGCUCGGGAAGAUGUUGCGAAAAAUCAAAGUCGAGAAGAAGAGCCAUCGACUCUGGAAGGUGUGGCAUCAAUUGAUCGUGACGAUGCUCCAUCAGCUAUCAGUCAAUUUCGCAACGGUGGAAGCGUUAAGACAAAUAUAGUUUCAAGACGUGUCCUAAGCAAAGGUGGUCAAACCAAGCGAAAAUUUGUUAAAAAAUCGUAA